UUUCAUCCAGUAAUAGUCAUUUAAGUUGUACGGCAAACAUCUCGGAACAAAUAGCAAGACAUCACUAGAGCUGAGGCGUGAGCUUUGUGCUUCGUAGGGCCAGCAACAGCAUACAAAUAAUUACAGUUCUCAUAGUUCCGGUUGUACUCUGUGAAGUUGCCAUUGCAGAAUGACGCACUUGUGGCGGACGAGCAAGAAUAUGGUGGGCUGGUUGCUGGGCCAGCAGCCGGAGCAGUGCAACUGUGAUUGGCCGGAUGAGGAUGAGGUCGAGGUGCAAGAGUCUUCGGGCGUUGGCACUGUCAUAGUCAUAUAUACGGCCCUGGCGGGUCUGUUUAUUGGGGCGAACCUCUUGCCCAGCCAGGUUACCCAGAGCCCACCGGCGUUGCGGGACCGAGACAUACGCAAGGAGCAACAGCGGCGCCGCAGCAAGCAGCCGCCCAACGAUGUCAACAGGCGAUCGAGAAGGAAGCAGCCGCUGGACAAUUUUUAUGAUGCGCUGCAGCCGAACGCAGAGGAGGAGGCCCAGUGGCUGAAAAAGAGCGACCGGGCCAAAAAGAGCGCCAAGGAUGUCUUCUUCGAUGUGCCCAAUGAAAACAAUGAAGAGGAACAUUUCAUUGACGUCCAUGAAGAUAAAGAAUAACUCGUAGCCAACACAUGCGAACAGGAGCUAACUUUUCCGAAAUCGUUUCCCAUUUGCAAUAUCCCAAAUUUUAAAUAAAUGUUAGAUCAGCCUGUCUAAAGCUUGGACUAGAA
Molecule: messenger RNA, 753 nt
Organism: Drosophila virilis
Lineage: Eukaryota; Metazoa; Arthropoda; Insecta; Diptera; Drosophilidae
Source: RefSeq, a predicted model, not a curated record